Messenger RNA from Poecile atricapillus (Black-capped chickadee), 6266 nucleotides. It is a transcript of the gene ENAH, whose product is annotated as ENAH actin regulator. The coding region runs from base 214 to 2622 and encodes 802 amino acids. The record is from RefSeq and is a predicted model, not a curated record. Gene Ontology annotation, biological process: actin polymerization-dependent cell motility; axon guidance; actin polymerization or depolymerization. Gene Ontology annotation, molecular function: SH3 domain binding; profilin binding. Lineage: Eukaryota; Metazoa; Chordata; Aves; Passeriformes; Paridae. The transcript is spliced from 15 exons.
CCGUCCCCUCCCACCCCCGGCUCCCCGCGGUGGUCUGGCCCGGCCCGGCGGCGGAGGGAGCGGCGGAGCGGGCGGGCGGGCGGCGCUGCCGGGCGGGGGUCUCGCUCUCCGGGGGUCUCGCUCUGCGGAGACGCGGCGAGCAGCGGAGCGGGGCGGGGGAGACAGCGCAGCGAGCGAGGCAGCGGGAGCGGCUCCCCGACCGCGGGCAGCACCAUGAGUGAACAGAGUAUCUGCCAAGCACGAGCUGCUGUAAUGGUCUACGAUGAUGCCAAUAAGAAAUGGGUACCAGCUGGUGGAUCAACUGGAUUCAGCAGAGUUCACAUAUAUCAUCACACGGGCAACAACACAUUCAGAGUAGUGGGCAGGAAGAUUCAGGAUCAUCAGGUGGUAAUAAAUUGUGCCAUUCCAAAAGGGCUGAAGUACAAUCAGGCUACACAGACCUUCCACCAGUGGCGUGAUGCUAGGCAGGUGUAUGGUCUGAAUUUUGGCAGCAAAGAAGAUGCCAAUGUCUUCGCAAGUGCCAUGAUGCAUGCCUUAGAAGUAUUAAAUUCACAGGAAGCUGGUCCUACAUUGCCUCGACAGAAUUCACAGCUUCCCUCUCAAGUACAAAAUGGUCCAUCACAAGAAGAAAUGGAAAUCCAGAGAAGACAGUUGCAAGAGCAACAGAGGCAGAAGGAGCUGGAACGGGAGAGGCUGGAUCGUGAACGAAUGGAACGGGAGAGGCUGGAGAGAGAGAGGCUAGAAAGGGAAAGACUGGAAAGAGAGCGCCUAGAGCAGGAGCAACUGGAGAGAGAACGGCAAGAAAGGGAACGGCAAGAGCGCCUAGAAAGGGAGAGACAAGAGAAGGAGAGGCAGGACCGGGAGAGACUCGAACGACUCGAACGGGAGAGGCAAGAAAGAGAACGGCAAGAACAGUUGGAAAGGGAACAGUUGGAAUGGGAAAGAGAGAGAAGAAUUUCAAAUGCUGCUCCAUCUUUCGACAACUCCCCGUAUAGCACUCCACUUCCUGAAUACUCCAGUUGCCAGCCUCCUUCAGCACCUCCUCCAUCAUAUGCAAAAGCAGUCUCAGCACCAAUGGCAGAGGCCACACCGGAGUACGCUGUAGUGACUUCUGCACCACCGACUUCCACUCCCCCUACACCGCCUCUAAGGCACUCUGCAUCACGUUUUGCUACAUCCUUAGGCUCAGCUUUCCACCCCGUUCUCCCCCAUUACGCUACGGUUCCUCGUCCGCUGAACAAAAGUUCUCGGCCCCCUUCUCCCGUCAGUGCCGCAGCGACUUUGCCUCCCAGCACAAAGCCCGCUGCCUGGUCCGCGCCCAGUUUCGCCCCUCUGCCCCCGUCUCCUCCAGUAAUGAUAAGCAGCCCACCAGGCAAAGCUACUGGCCCGAGACCUGUCCUCCCAGUGUCGGCUUCCAAUCCGGUGACCCAAAUGUCCACGUCUCCCACGGCUCCUAACGGGCUUCCUGAAAACCUGGCUUAUCCGGUUCCUUCACCUUCUACCUCAGGUCCAACGCCGCCUCCGCCACCUCCUCCCCCCCCACUGCCUUCCUUUCCGCCUCUGUCACUCUCUGGACCUCAAGCUUCUCCUUCUCCCAACUCCCCGAAUGCCUCGACUCCCUCAUCCAAGCCUAGUGUUCUCCCUUCUCCCUCUGCAGCUACCCCUGCCUCUGUUGAGAACUCUCUAAACUCUGUGCUGGGAGACUCCUCUGCUUCUGAGCCAGUCUUGCAGGCAGCCUCUCAGCCGGUUGAACCUCCGAGCCAGCAGGGUGUUGUCCAAGGACCACCUGCACCUCCUCCUCCACCUCCCCUGCCCCCUGGCCCAGCUCAGUCUUCAGUAGCAGCCCCACCUCCUCCUGGCCCUCCACCACCUCCUCCACUCCCACCUUCUGGGCCGCCGCCGCCGCCACCGCCGCCUCCUCCACUGCCCAGCCAAGUUCCUCCCGUUCCCCUGCCACCUCCUGCUCCCCCCCUCCCAGCCUCUGGAUUCUCAGCAGGAUUCGUGUCCGAGGAUAAUCGCCCUUUAACUGGACUAGCAGCUGCGCUUGCUGGAGCCAAACUUAGGAAAGUUUCACGGGGUGAAGACUCCUCCAGUUCGAGUGGAGGAGCAGGAGGCUCUGCUUCAUCCAAAACAGACGGUGGCCGUGGAAAUGGACCCCUUCCCUUGGGAGGCAGUGGGUUGAUGGAAGAAAUGAGUGCCCUGCUGGCCAGGAGGAGAAGAAUUGCUGAAAAGGGAUCAACAGAACCAGAGCAGAAAGAAGAUAAAACUGAAGAAUCAGAGUCUUCAUCUUCUAAGGUUUCUUCAACAAGCACACCUGAACUAACAAGAAAGCCUUGGGAAAGGACAAAUACAGUGAAUGGAAGCAAGUCACCUGUUAUUUCCAGACGGGAAUCUCCAUGGAAAAAUCUGCUUGCUUCUGAAAACAGGUUCUAUGAUUCAUUAAACAGACCAAAAUCUACACCCACGGGACAGCCCAGUGCCAACGGAGUACAGUCAGAAGGUCUAGAUUAUGACAGAUUGAAGCAGGACAUUUUAGAUGAAAUGAGGAAGGAGCUAACAAAAUUAAAGGAAGAACUCAUUGAUGCUAUCAGGCAGGAGCUCAGCAAGUCCAACACUGCAUAGAAAGACUCGUACUAAGCGGAUGUGACUCUUUAACUUGAUAUAAAACUGAUUACGUUUUGUGAGCUGUUAGAAGAAAACGGAGACAGACAGACAGACACUUGGAAGGAGGGAGAAACAACCUAUUCUGAAAAGCUUCAGACACAUCACUCUGGUGAUAAUGCUAUUCCCCUCCUAGUUUGCAGCUUUUUUCUGACCUUUACAGCGGGGUGGAAAAGACUCUUAAAGUUACUGUAAUGAUUAUGCAGAAAUUCCUACAUCUAUCAGACAAGAUCACAGUGCUUUGAAGUCUACUCGUGUCAAGAUAAAAUUGCACAUGUUUCAGAAUUUGUUGUUAAGACAAAAAAAAAACAGGGAAAAGCUUGGGAAGGCUUUUCAGAGAGGUUUUCUUUAUUAAUGAAGGAGUUAGCAAGUUAUACUGUUGUACUUCAAAUGUAUCUCAGGUUUGUCUUCCUAUCAUAUCUGACAUUUCCAUGAGUAAUUUAAGAGAUCAGAUGUGUAGAGGUUCGGUUCACAAGACAAGGAACAAUUAGAGAUGUGUGCUUUUAAAGGGCAAUAUUUGUAAGUAAGGAUGACCUAGACGGUGAUGACAUAUCAAGAUUUUGGAAUUUUAUGAUAGGAAGCCUCUCUAGUUAGCCUUCAUGCAAUUUUCUAGGAAAAUAAAAAAUAAAAAAAAAGCAAAUACAGUCCAGAGUUUAAAGAUGUAGAUGCCUUCCUACAUUGUUACGAUGCUUUACCAAAUCUAAGACUUCGACAUAAAGCGAAUCAGCAGUCAAAUGUAAAUCAUUAGUAUGUUGUAGAUUUACAGUAGAUUUUGGGGCUUUUUUUAGAUUUAUGCAUGUGGACAUUUUGUAAUGUAACACAACACAGCCAGCUUUUUAAUUAAAAGAAAAAUUGCAUGUCACAGAGUAGCCUUUUCAUUUGUAAGGCUUAAUUUAUGCCCAGAAAGAUGUGGGAAGAGGGAGGGGGAAGGUGACACAUUUUUAUUACUUUCUACACUUUUUCUUCAUCUUACAUGCAUGUGUAAUAAUGAGGAAAACAUGACUUUUAUCAGUAACCAUGUUAAUGGAACCAGGUACUUGAUCCUUUUGUAUCUUUUUUCAGUUUUCUAUUUGAAAUUCAGUAAUAACUUCCAGUAUGGUUCUGAAACUCCCAGGUGAACCAAACUCAUUUCUCGGUGAGAGAAAAAAUGUUGUAGGCAUCCGACUUGCUGAGGGUGCCCCUGUGUAAGUGCGUUGUCCUUCACCUUUUCACCAUGACCCUCUGCUUCACUCUUUUCUGAGACUCCCUUUAUUUUUUGGUUGUUUAAUGAAACAGAACAGCAGUAGUUACCUGACAACGAUCAGGUCACAGUAAAUGGCCCCUUCUCCUCCUAAUUUAUCUGCCACCCUCCUUUCCAAAAAAACUCAAAAUCAACAUAAAAACCCCUGCAGCUCCACACAACGCAAAUCCCGAAAAAAACCAACAGUGAUAUGCCAUUGAUUUUGCUCAACAAUUUGGGAAUCAUUUUUAGGGGAGGUGAUACCUCUCUCUUUCCCAGGGUUUUCAGUCUUAUGAGUGUAAAUUUUUAUUUUUUUAAUUUUGUUUUUUAAUGAGGUAAAGUUCAGUGGGAUAGAAAUUCUGCAAAUUGGCUCUGUAGUGCUUUGGACAAAGAAUAUGGAUCAAAAUCUUCCCAUUACCUUUGCACUGUCGAUUUUUUCCAAGCUGUGUUUGCUUUGGGAUCUGUGCUGAUCCAGAAGAAAAGUUUACCUACAAUUUGUGGGGAGAUUUGCUUACAAGUACAGGCAGUUCCAUUCGUGGCACAGAUGCUUUCAGUAACAGACUGUCUAGAGUGCUGAACACCAAAGCAAAACAGCACUUAACAGCUUCAGAAAGGCUUCAAUAGGAAAUUUGUCUCCCAUUCAAACAUUGCCUGAUCUUAUAGGUUCAGAUUCUAAGGGAAGAUGACAGUGGAAAUAUUGCCUAACUCCAUUUAUUCUUUCUUUUUUUAAUAAAGAGGAGAAACAACAUCACUUUUCUGCAUGUAUUUAUUGAAGGCAUUCAAAAGAAAAAAUCCAUAGUAAGCUUGUCAAGUACUGUUUUUCUCAAAACAAGAGGAGGCAUUUUCAUCUUUGUUGAUGUAGCUUUUUGUUUUACACAGACUUUUGAGCAGUAAGGAUGUUUACCUUUGUCAGAAAUCACGUUUGAUUCGUUUCUAGGAGGGUUCAGGAGUUACAUAGUGGAAUAGCAUGGAUGGCUAUAAGUGGUCCAAAAUUAAAGGCUGAACUUCUAGAUUGUGCAAGGAACUGGCUUAUGCACUAAACGUUUUGUGCCUUGGUCUACAAUUAACAUGAUUUCUGUUUAAAAGAAAAAGGAACAGUUGUUGUCUUUUUGUGCUGCUUCUACAUUCAUACUCUCUGUAAUCCCAACCUGAAGAACUGGUUCUUUCCAGAAAAUCUGAUUGAAUUAAAGAUUACUGUAGACAUUUCCUGACCUACUGACAGUUGCGCCGUUUCCAGAGAUUUCAGUAUUGAAAAUGAACUGCAGAAGCUACGAUUAUUUUGCUUACUGGUGACUAAGUUCUUUAAAAACCAUAUUGUGGUGGUUCUGUGCUUUUGUACAAUGGAUGUCUUAAGCUGAGGGCAGUUUAAGGGAUCCUUCCUAAUGCCAGGAGGGCGUUGCUUUCCUCAACACUGUGAUCUGACCUGUGAUAAACCUGCACUAUAGACAAGUGGCUACCGAGUCAACCGCAAACCAACUGAAUGUAAAACCCUUAGUGCUGGUGCUGAAAUCUCUUCAGACAGUCAUAAUGAUUUCCAGUUCGUUGUUUUAAAGUUAUCAAGUGUCAAUCAAAGACUGAAGCUGUUCACUAAUGAAUGUUGACUUUUCAUGCAUUUAGGUUUACCUUCUUUUUAGUUUCUCAGUUCAUUCUCUGCUAUUUUUAUCAUAUUGUGUCAUUUUAAAUUUCUUACAUGCUAACGUUUUGUUUGAGCGAAUGAAAUAAAAUUGCAAUAUAUACACGUUGCCACCAUUUAUUUCUGGAACCUCAUAUAAGACCCUCUGAGAUUUACUACUCAAAGUCCCCAAAUUUUUAGUGACUGUGAUCUUUCCUUACUCUUUGAUUCCACCUCUCCUUUCUGUUUCUCCAUCAGAAGGUCCAGUAGAGAGCAGUGAAGACUUAACCUUAUAAAGAAUGUAACUGCAGGGACUGUGUACAUUCAUGAAUGGUAACUGCUGUACAUAAAUUAAAAUUCAUUUCAAAUGUAUGAUGUGAUUUACAUUCUCACAUGGCAUAUACACACUUUGGUCUCUGUAUCCACAGAGAACAUGGGAGGGAGAAGGAAAGUCUGGGGGGGAAAUAAUUGCAGUCAGUCUGACUUCUUCUUUUGCUGCUUUUAUGUUCAUGACUUAUUUUCAAUACUUGUAAUAAAGCAAACCUACCAUGGCAGAUCAUCAGAGGCUUCUGUGCACUAAGGACAGUUUUGCUCAAUUUGUCUUAGAGCAGAAUACUGAGCAAAGCUGUUCAAAUGUCCUUGACUUGACAUCCUGAACCUGUACUUGGCUGCUGCUGUUGGUUGGCAAACCUUGGUCCCAGUGCCAAGUUUGGCACCAACCUUAGUGAGUUAUAAAAGUUUGGGAUUUUUAAAAUUAAAUUAUCACUGGAUUCU